Puccinia graminis f. sp. tritici CRL 75-36-700-3 is the source of this 591-nucleotide messenger RNA. RefSeq lists its product as uncharacterized. NCBI's taxonomy places the organism in Eukaryota, Fungi, Basidiomycota, Pucciniomycetes, Pucciniales, Pucciniaceae. Bases 1 to 591 code for a protein of 196 amino acids. The record is from RefSeq and is a predicted model, not a curated record. The transcript has a single exon.
AUGAGCCAAGGAUCAUUUCAUGAACCUCCUACUCCAGAAUGGUUGGCCUAUAGAAGACUUGUUUCACAACAGGGAGAAAGGAAACUGAACCCAAAUGAAAAACUGAUCUAUGAUGGUAUGGGACACCAGCAUUAUCAUCUACUAUGGAGUCAAAAAACAAAAAACAUCAUCAAAAACCUGGCACUUGAAGAACUCUUGGUCAAAUCAAUCAAAAACACAGCUGAUGAGAAAUUGGCGCAAAAACUAUCCCAAGACAUUAAUAUUGGAAAACUGGAUGAAGCUGAAUGGGAAAAACUUUUACAUCUUUUGCCAAAUGAACUUGAGGAACUAGGUCAUCUGAUUUCACUGAAGGAUGAUGACCAGACAUUUUCUCACAUGAACAAGUUUUCCAAAAUAUUUGAGGCUCUUCAAAGAUCUUCAGACCGGAUCGAGCUCAAGAAACACAUUCCCUUGACAAAUGAAUCCCCACAAUUUCUUCUCAUAGAAGGCAAAAUGGAACGUGAAAGACAGAAAAAAUUGACAUACAUGGCUGCACAAUUUGAAACUUUGUUCAAUAAAAUCAAUGAUCAUCUUUUUCAAAAUAUGCUUUAA